UCAGUGCGCUCCCGGCAGUUGUCGCGGUCGGUUGUUCAUGUAGAGGAGUGAUUAUUUGCUUAUCUUCUUAUCAGAAGUCGAUGUUUCGCUACGUGAACACUAAUCACGCUAAGCCCAUCAACUAACAAACAGAAAUUAGUGCAUUUCUCCUAGUAAGUGACAAUGUUGCAGAGACAUUGAUGUGGAAAAAAAUCGCUCAGUAGGAUAUACUGUUGGACCCAGUGUUUUUGAAAAGUGACCGCUGGAUUAUAUUAUUUGUGUGUGCUCUAUUGUGUCAAAUCUCUUCUCAGCUCCUUUCAACAUGGCAAACAUCUUCUCCAUAUCUUUCAAUUUGGCGUCCUGUCUUCUAGUGAUUUCAUCAAUCUUCAAUCAAGGAGCUGACUGCUUGCAAAGAUUCGAUAAGCAGCCCGUAUACUCAGAAGUCAAUCCAGGAGAGGAUAUCAAAUUAGACUGCAAAAUUUUCAACAAAAAAGGCAGCUGCUCCUGGCAGAAAGAUAAUAAGCCGGUGGGCAUUUACCUGAAGAAGUACGAGUGGGCGGGCUCAGAGUCGGACGGCGACUGUUCGCUGUGGGUGCGCGCCGCGACGCUCGAAUUCGACGAUGGAGAAUGGGAGUGUCAGGUCACCGCGUCCGAUUUCACCACUCAGGACGCCCUAACUUCGACGCCUAUUCGCCUUGUUGUCCGGGUGGCGCCGCAACGUCCUCGUAUCGAGUUCCGCAGCGCGCAGCUAUUACCGGGGCACAAUGUUACGGCACGCGCCGGCGAGCGUGCGGCCGUCAAGUGCGUGAGCCGCUACGGCAACCCACCGGCGCGCAUCAAGUGGUUCGUCGGCGACGAGGACGUGACGUCCGCAUCACGCCAGAGUGACGCCCCCGAAACGGACAACCCAAAGACGGCGGCCGCCGCCUCCCUGCUCGAGAUACUGCUAGACAAGGACCGCCACGGACAGACGCUGAGAUGCGUCGCGCUGCACGAGUCCUAUCCCACAAAGUCGCUCGGCGUUGAGGCGCGGCUUGAUGUCACCUAUCCUCCAGAAGUGAGACUGAUCGGGGCGCCGGUGGGCGACCUAGAGGAGGGACAGCCGGUGGUACUGCGCUGUGUGACCGACGCCAACCCUCCGGCGUCGGUGGUGUGGCGUCGCGCCGGGCGCACCGACAUAGCCAGCCUCGAGGAGAGCCUCCAGUUCCGGCCUGUGACGAGGCGCGACUCGGCCACUUACACUUGUCAGGCCAAGAACACGCUCGGCGCCAGCGAACCCAUCACUGUCUACCUCGAUGUCAAGUACCCUCCGCAGAUCAAGAGCGUAGGCAAAGACCGGCUGACGACGGCGACGCUAUUCUCUGAGGUGGCGUUCGAGUGCGACGCCGACGCCAACCCGACGCCGACCUUCCAGUGGCUGCAGCGAGUCGGCUCCGACGCCGUCCUGGUUCGCAGUCGCGAGUCGCGGCUCGUGAUCGCCAACGCCACCUACGAGCAUCAGGGCGAAUACGUGUGUCGCGUCACCAACGUCAUUGCCGGACAGGAGCGGCCUGUCCAGAGUGAGGCCAUCACCAUACAAGUUGUCGGAGCGCCGCAAGUUGUGAGGGAGGAAAUGGAAGUUGUGGCGGCGCGUGGUUCGGAUGCCACCCUUAGAAUGGUCGUGUGUGCCGACCCUAGGCCAAACACCGCGUCAUGGGAGUGGGGCAGUUUGCAGCUGAAAGCCGGCGAGGGUAUUGGCAAAUACCAGGCUGAAGAACUUAAACAGGAGGGCCGCGAAGACUGCUACGAGGCGCGUCUGUACGUGCGGGAGGUGGAGCCGUCCGACUCACGCAGCUACUUCCUGCUGGUGAAGAACGAGCGAGGCAUCGACAAGCACUGGGUGCGCCUCGUGGUUCGGGGUUCGUAUACCGAACCGAUUUCAAUGAUGACGUUGGUGAGCGCCGCUUCGGGUUGCCUUCUAGUCUUCAUCUUGUGUGUGCUGUGUGCAGUCUAUUGCGUCCGCACGGAAAAAUGUUGUUUCUCGAGACGAGGUGAUUUCAAGCCUACUGACUUAGAAAGUGAGAAAAGCGACAUCGACAGCAUGACCGGUCGCAAGACGCCGCGCAUCGAGGCAUCAGUUCUGCACGGUCAGCACAACGGACCAGGCGAGGCGAUGUACUGUUCGACGCCCACUAGACGCCUAGCGCCGCCACACCCGCACCCUCACCUCAUCACGGGAGGCGGAAGCGGAAGUCCCGAAGCCAUGAAGAACCAUCACCAACAGCAGCUGCUGCACCAUCAACAGCUGCAGCAGCAGCUGCACAGCCAGUACGAGCUGCAGAACCACUUCCCGAGGAGGGCAUCGGGUGGUGCCGGGGGAGGACGCAGUUCGUCAAAGAAACGUCACCGCGAAAGAGACAGGGAGCGAGAGAGAGCACCCAAGGACACCAACGUGUUCGCUGAGUUGCAGGUUCCCAGUGUCAGUAACAACGGAUCAACCAUGUCGAUGUCAGUUAGUGGAUCGCUGCCACAUCGUAUGAACUACUACAACAAAUCAUUCACAACGCCACUGGGCCUGGGACCAAACCCUGGUACCUAUUUCACUCCCUACCCGUCGCAGCAACUCACUUUUCGACCUCCUCCCGUGCACAACCAGGAAGAAACAACCAGACGCAGCAAUUCGUCGAUGCAACUGCGUGCCUCGCAUCACUACCAGCCCCACAGCUUUGACAAGGCCGAGAUAUGAUCGAGCGUCAGCAUUGUGUCCGUAUACACGCGCUACGAUGUAAUCAAGCUGAGCUCUAUGUCGUUGACCACCUACGAAGAAAGCUAAACAGGACAAGGGGUCCACUUUUACAGAUGUGCCUUCCGUAGAAUAGAAGGGUUGAAGGGAUUGUUUCUAAUAUAAGGAAAAAGAAGUCCUAUUUUAUCCUUCGAGGAAAUCUGAUUUUUCAUUAGGAUUCAAUCAAGUUGAGAACUUCAGUAGAUUCUCGAGCUAUACAAAUAUAAUUUGCAAUAAGUAAAUUAUUGAGUUUAUGAGGAAAAUUCAGUUAUGCAUUGAGAAAAGUAACUUUUUAAAUAUAAACUUGACCAUUGAGUUGAGUUGAGUCAAGUACAUUGACUUAACUGUACCUACAAGUAAUCAGGAUAGAAUAAUUAUGCUAUUUUGUGUUUUCACAGUUACAUGAAGAGUGAUUUUGUGCUUUUUAGACUGGAAUCAAUCUAAUUUUAUUUUUUUAACUAUUGUUUGAUAAACUUUCAAAUUCAUUGGAACUUGUUAAAAUGUGGGCUAUAAGCCCAAUAAUUUGCUGAUUUACUGUUGAAAAUGUUUCUUGUUAUGUGAUUCUUCUUAAUUCUAUUUUAUAAAAAUAUGAACAUUUUUCUCAAUAAUAUUACAUUGUUAUCUCUCAUCUGAUGAAGAAUCAGUGAUGGAAUAGAGAGAUGGAGGGCCUUCUUAUUAGAGGAAUUAUAUAAUUUUCAAGAGCUUAUGUAUAAUUUUAAGUGUUAUAAAUGUAGAGAGAAAACUGUUGUUGUAUUUCGCUGUUCUGUAGUUAUAUUAUUUGUUGUGAAUUUGUGAUUUAUGGAGUUUAAAAAAGUAUAAGUAUAUUUUAGACAUGCCUACCACUGGAAAUUGGUGCAAUGAAAUAUAUUGGUUACUUGGAUCUUUGAUUCAGGCACAAAGGCUUCUUCAUUCAUAGGAUACCAUCAUCUAAUCUUUGGGAUAGCUAUUAAUAAUAUGGAUAAUUUUUUGGAGGGAGAUGAUAACUAGUUCUUUCCUUGAAUUUACUAUUUGCAAAGAGAAUUGCAAAAUAUUUUCUUCCCUUACUUUUAAGUUCCUAUAGUUAUACUUAAAAGCUAAAAAACUCAAGAUUUUGAACUCUUUCUCUUUGUAUUGUAGAUAGAUUUGUAGUGUUCAAAAACCAGACAACUGAUUUUAUUGUCCCAUUAAGGCCCGCCCAUUCAAUCUACAGCACCUUCCAUAGUCGAAAGUAUUCUCCCCAAGACAUAUUCUGGAAAAAAUUAAUUAGAAUAGAAUUAUUUUCAAUAUGCUUCAAAGAAGUUGGUUAUUGAUUGAUUGGAAUGAUCAAAGAUGAAUACUGAACAUUGCUAGACAAUAAUAAAUUAUUCUAGAUUAGGUUUUUUUAUAAUAGUGAUCGUUUACUUAAGAGAAUCCAUUAUUGUUAUUCUAUGUUACUAAAUGAUGAUGUACUUUCAUUUAUAAUGCCUAUUUGAUCGUCCAAAAUUUGGAGAUAAACAAGUCAAGGCCUAGCUCAUCGCAUAUAGAUACGGAAAUCUUCCAAAAUCUCCAAAUUCAAGAUAAAAAUGAUAUUCGGAUAAGAAAAAUUCAUUGAUAGUGUUGGUAAUGAAUGAAUAUUUUAUAAAAAUGUAUAUAUUUAUAUUGUAAAUAUGAACGAAUAUUUGCUAUAAUAUCGAGUAUAUGUGAAUUACAUAAUUUCUUAGUUGUAUAUAUUCAAGUUUGAUUUGAAGUAGACGUUAUUGAAAUUCCACUGUAAAAAAUGUGUAUUGAAGAAAUAUGAAUCUUCUUGUAUAACAUUUUCAAAAGUGUUGAAAUUUGAAAACUUGUAGUGUUAGCUGAACUAUAACCCAAUAUUGAGAUAGACAUAUUGUUGGUGUGUUAAUCGUUGAAGAUAAAAUUAGUGUAUUCUAUUAAAAAGUGAUGAUUCAAAUAUUUAAUCUGUCAUCAGUUUCUGACUACAGUGAUGUUUGAAGACAAUAUUGAUUCAAUGUUGUUAGUUGAUAUUUGAAAUUUUAUGAAAUGUUCUAUUUUUAAAUAUUUUUCAACUGUUUAAUUUGCUUGCUCAAAUUGUUGAUCAUUUUAAUAGUGUGUUGACUUUAUUGUGAAAUUUAUUCGCUGAAUGUGAUAGUUGAUUUUUCCACUUAUUCUCAUCAAAAUAGGCUAUAUAAAUGCAAAGCUUAUUCCAUCAGUACCGUUAACCAACUUACACUUACGUUCAUUGAAAACAAAAAUCUUCUCAACCAACAACCAGCAUGAAAGUUUAUUAAAAUUUACUAAUUCUUCAUUUCUCGAAAAUUUAGCUGAACAUAGUAUUAUUAAAUUUGAUUGUUUGAUUUUGAAAGUUUUGUAACAGCAAAUGCGAGUGAGUUUGUUUAGUUGAUUCAAUUUUAAAGAUUUCCCAUGAGAAGUAAUUAUUAUUAUGCAUCACUUUAUUCUCAGCUUCAUGAAUUUGAACUGUAUUGUGUAGUGUUUAUCGAUGAUAUUAACUUAGAUAUGACGUGAAUGUGAUCGAUUAAAUUAAAAUUUGUAAGAUUUUAACUUGUAAAUAAGAAUAGUAUUAUCAUUGUGAGGACUGUACAUAGAAAAUCAAUGUGUAUAUUAUUAUUGAAAUGUUUGUAAAAGCAAACCAUGGUAAUUUUUAAGAAAUAAAAUUUAUUUGUGGAUUCAUUUGAAA
Messenger RNA from Nilaparvata lugens (brown planthopper), 5390 nucleotides. RefSeq names its product irregular chiasm C-roughest protein. The record is from RefSeq and is a predicted model, not a curated record. Bases 302 to 2704 code for a protein of 800 amino acids. The transcript is spliced from 12 exons. NCBI's taxonomy places the organism in Eukaryota, Metazoa, Arthropoda, Insecta, Hemiptera, Delphacidae. Gene Ontology annotation, molecular function: cell adhesion molecule binding. Gene Ontology annotation, biological process: cell-cell adhesion. Gene Ontology annotation, cellular component: cell-cell junction.